GUACCAAUCUGCCUGCGCGGUAGAUCCCAACCCGUGUUGCUGAGCUACGUAAGCCAGACAGGCGCCGUCGUAACUUCGACAGGACUCCCGGACGGUUCUAACUUGUAAACGUAACCAGCUCGGAGUUAUCUGUGAAAACGGCAACCAAGACAUGUUUUUUCGGGAGAGAGCCUUUCGGUUCGUAAGCAAUGGAAGUAUCUGUCGGCCUUGCACGAUAAGUCCAGGCCAUAAUACUGUGUCGGUGGUUCGCCACUUCGCCUUCCCACCUCCGUCAGUCUGCCCUCCACGAUACGCGCCCGGAUGCUUUGGCCUGUUGGCAGCAACUCGUUGCAUGACGCACGUCCUCGCAGAAUCAGGCUAUGCCUUCGUACUUCUACCACCUCAAGUUUGAGCUCUAUCCCACGCCGACCCCGACACCCGGCGACGCAGCGAAGCUACCUAAGCCCGACCAGGGACCGAUCUGGUUGCCUGGGAAAGCUGCGGAUAUCUUCGACAACCUUCCGACGCACCCUCGAACCCGGGAGGCCGUCCCGCCUCACGGCAACAGGGCCCCCCGCAAUUGGCAGCAGGACAGACUACCGACUAGCCGGUUCAAAGUUGGUUCCGGCGUGAUCGACUGUGGUGCACCUCGGCCGCCCGAAUCCCGCGACGGCCGGAAUAUCGUGCGGCUCAGCGAGGUCCGACGCCGACAACGAACGCAUAGCAUCCCGCCUCCGCGGUCGCAUGCUGCCAUAAACCCGCACGUCGCGACCAAGGACUGGCGGUUCGGGCAGCUUAGGAUCGAGAGCAUCGACGCAGAUAGCUACCACAGCCACGAUAACAUGCAGAGAGCGACCACUGCGGCCGCGGCCGCCGUCGGCCCGUCUAUGGGAGGCGCUGGUAAGGCCACGAAGGCCAAAUAUGUCCCGCUAAAUGCGUCCAAGACCACCGAGUUAGGUUGGGGCAUCGUUCAUCUGUACCGAGAAGAGACGGAAAGCCCCGGACUUACGACCCCUCUGGAUCAUAUGCCCGAUGCCGAUGAGGUGCAGGAUGGCACGCAUGUUGACUGCACCACUAUCUGCAUCCCCGCCGUCCCCAGCUACCUGUCUCCGAGCGAUUUCCUGGGAUUUGUGGGGGACAGGUGGAGGGAUCAAGUCAGCCACUACCGCAUGAUCAUGACGGGUCGCAUGAGUAGAUACCUCGUACUUAUGAAAUUUCGUGAUAGCAAGCAGGCGCGGUUUUUCGGGCGCGAGUUUGAUGGCAAGGUAUUCAAUGAUAUCGAGCCAGAGACUUGCACUGUUGCCUUUAUCAGGUCUGUCACCUUCGAGAGUCCGACGAGCACGAGCGGAAGCUUUCCGGACCUCAGCCAAGACCCGUUCACGCCGUCCCCUUCAGCUACUUCCAACUCGCUCAAGCCGUUCCCACCCCCGACGCCCAACCUGAUCGAACUACCUACCUGUCCGGUGUGCCUAGAGCGUAUGGACGACACUACGGGCCUAUUAACCAUUCCUUGCCAGCACGUUUUUCACUGCUCCUGCCUGCAGAAGUGGAAGGGCUCUGGCUGCCCAGUUUGCCGGCACACGAAUCCGACGUUGUCGGGUAGUAGCAAUAGCCAAUAUUCAUCGUCGUCAAGCCCCGCACUCGCAGCUCCUUACGACCCUAACAAUCCAUUUGCGCAACCUUUCGGCUCGCGGGUCUCCAACCUGUGCUCGGUCUGCGACUCUACGGAUGAUCUAUGGAUAUGUCUUAUCUGCGGCAAUGUGGGCUGCGGGAGAUACAAGGGGGGCCACGCGAAAGAACAUUGGAAGGAGACAGCCCAUACUUUCUCUCUCGAACUCGAGACGCAACAUGUCUGGGAUUACGCCGGGGAUAUGUGGGUGCACCGCCUGAUUAGAGACAAGGGCGACGGGAAGGUGGUUGAGUUGCCUGGUCGUCAAGCGGGGCCCGGCGACCACGAGGACCAGGACGUCGUACCUCGGGCCAAGCUCGAGAGCAUCGGCAUGGAGUACACUCACCUUCUCAGCAGCCAGCUGGAGAGCCAACGUGUCUACUUUGAAGAGAUGCUGUCGAAGGCCGCCGACAAGGCAGCGAAGGCGUCGGCUGCUGCCGAGACCGCCGCAGCCCAAGCGUCACAGGCGCUCGAGGAACUCAGGGCUCUCCGAGAGGAGCACCGUCAGCUGCGCACGCAUACUGUCCCCUCACUCGAGCGAGACCUGGAACGGGAACGUAACCGCGCGGCUAAAUCUACGGAGCUUGCGAGGGGCCUAGGAAAAAGCCUCCAGGAGGAGAAGAAAGUGUCGGAAGGGUUGAUGGAGCGGAUCGAGCAUGUGAACAAAGAGCUCGAGAGUCUCGGUGGGCAGGUCCGGGCGCUGGAGGCGGAGAACGCGGACCUCAAGGACCAGAAUCACGACCUGAGCAUGUUCAUCUCGGGCCAGGAGAAGCUCAAGGAACUGGAGGCUUCGGGGACGGUAGAGGAGAGCGAAAUCCAGGAGGGAAGCGUUGCUGUGCCGGAGGAGAGCAGACGACGAAAGAAGGGAAAGGGGAAAGCAAAGAGUUGAGACAGCCACCACUUGACCGGUACCGGACCUACGCGCCUAGGAGGCGUGUGUGGGGUGGGGGAGGCAGGUGACGAGAGCGACCGCAAUAUCCGUCAGCCCUCGGGCCGUUCCGAGACGCGACAGUUGCUAUUUGGAAAUUGCGCUUGGACAGAUACAAACGGGCUGAAGGCGAGAAUGUUGGCAGCGAAGGGGGGGGGGGUUCAUCCAGCGUUGUCCUGUCACA
This is a messenger RNA of Durotheca rogersii, 2760 nucleotides long. RefSeq names its product zf-UBP-domain-containing protein. The transcript is spliced from 2 exons. Gene Ontology annotation, biological process: protein ubiquitination; Ras protein signal transduction. Gene Ontology annotation, cellular component: cytoplasm. Gene Ontology annotation, molecular function: ubiquitin protein ligase activity; zinc ion binding. The coding region runs from base 360 to 2537 and encodes 725 amino acids. The record is from RefSeq and is a predicted model, not a curated record. Lineage: Eukaryota; Fungi; Ascomycota; Sordariomycetes; Xylariales; Xylariaceae.